Drosophila persimilis is the source of this 657-nucleotide messenger RNA. Its product is annotated as cysteine and histidine-rich protein 1 homolog. The record is from RefSeq and is a predicted model, not a curated record. Lineage: Eukaryota; Metazoa; Arthropoda; Insecta; Diptera; Drosophilidae. Gene Ontology annotation, cellular component: nucleus. Bases 1 to 657 code for a protein of 218 amino acids. The transcript has a single exon. Gene Ontology annotation, molecular function: zinc ion binding.
AUGACAACAACAACGAGCAGCCCCCAGCCGCCAAGAGGCAGCGAUUGUCAGAUGUUGCAAGUAAAGAUGAAAGUACUUUCGAAUGAGAUUUCGACUACUAUGGACAGCAGUGAGGGUGAGGUCGGCGGGUCCUCGGGUGGUGGCGUCUCCGAUCUUUGUGAGCUACUGCAUAACAUACUGGUGUGCGUUGUUUGCCGCGAGGUUCCACAACCACACGACUUCUUUCAGUGCAGCCAUGGGCAUAUCAUGUGUGAGGACUGCAAGACCGCCGUUCUGGCUUUUGCCAUCUUCAAUAAAACGAGUGCCUGCUGCCCCAGUUGUCGAUCGCUCAUUAGAAACUACGAUCAGGAGCAGAAUCUAGUGGUGCGCCAGACCCUCUGGGAGCUACCCAUCAGCUGCCCCAGCUGCAAUGACCAGUUCUCAGACAGGAAAGAUCUCUCCAGACACUUGGAGUUCGUUUGUGAGGGGCGUGUGGUUUGCUGCAAGUACCACUGCCUGGGCUGUUCUUGGAAGGGCCCCUACAAGGACAGCGUCUCACAUGAUUCCGACUGUGGGUUUCCCCAGAAGCAGGGAAAGGAGAUCCUAGAUAUUCUGCUGCAUGUCGAGGACAGGGAGCUUGAGGCCCAAAGCCCGUGUUGCAGCUCCAUCGGGUGCUGA